UGAAGUUAGCGUACCGUCUUGGCAAUGGCUUCCACUUAGACCUAAAAUCAUCAAGGUUCUAAGUCAUCCCGUAAUAUAUCAUUAUCCAUUUAAAAUUUCUGACUUCUCAAAUUCUUAAAAGAUUGACUGUCUCUGUAUUGGAAAAGAAAACCAUUUUUUCUCCUUAAAUUGUUUGAAAGUUGUAGUUGCUCUGAUGAAUCAAAGGAUGAGGGCAUGAAAGUUGGUAGUUGGAAGUUUGGCUUCAUCGGAACCUUCCAGCUCUUCUACACCUCAACCCAAUAAUCUUUUAUCUAAAAUUCAUUCUUUUUAUUAUUUUUACCUAACCAUCCAUCGAUAAAAAUUUUGGGUGUUUUACAGAUGCUCAAAAUUUUGGAUUUUUAGUGGGUUCUGCAUACUUGAAAAAUAGAUUAUGUAGAAAUUUGAGACCGUGGCGAAGGGGGCAGUUACCUUUUGACUGUGGGUCACAUUGCAUGGCCAACAACCCAAACAAAAAAUUUCAUUUCCGGUCCACCGACCUGUUGAAAAAGACAAAGGGAAUGAAUGAAUGGUAAGUCUUUCCAAUGGUCGCGAUGUAUUUUUGGAAAAUGAGGAACUUAGUGGAAAACCAUUUUCAAAGUUUGAAACCAGCAAGAAAGUUAUAGUCAGAAGAGAAAACACCCGUGUCAUCUCCCCCUUCUAUGAUAGUAGAAUAGUAGCAUAUUAUAUGAGGGUUUUAGCCUUUUUAUUAUCUUAUGCGGGGGCAGAGCAAAUCCUUCUCUUUUUCUUUUUGGGUUUGAAGAAGACGAAGAAGGAGGCUCUGUGUUAGAAUUUUUCUUUUUUUGUUUUUCGGGUGAGUUUGAGAAUAUGAUAAGAUGGUGGAUAUUUGCUUUGCAAUUAGCAGAGCUGUUUAUUAGCGCAAUUGUGCAUGUGCUAUAUGCGUUUUGCAUAGUUAGCACGGUUGUGGCUGGUGACCUUUCUCAGGCUCUGAAUGAAUGGUUUUUUAAGCCUAAUGCAAGUAUAGAGGUGAAAAGAGAAGAUCCUAGUGGGACCAAUGUCGAUGAUCUGCCUCCUAUUGUAUUGGUUCAUGGCAUUUUUGGAUUUGGCGGAAGAUUGGGAGGUAUAUCAUACUUUGCAGGGGCAGAGAAGAAAGAUGAGAGGGUUCUUGUGCCUGAUUUGGGAUCUCUGACCAGCAUCUACGAUAGGGCUCGUGUAUUAUUCUAUUAUUUGAAAGGAGGGCAAGUUGAUUAUGAUGAAGAACACAGCAAAGCUUGUGGGCACUCACAGUUUGGACGAAUUUAUGAAAAGGGGCAUUACCCAGAAUGGGAUGAAGAUCACCCUGUUCACUUUGUUGGCCAUUCAGCUGGUGCUCAGGUUGUGCGUGUCUUGCAGCAGAUGCUUGCUGAUAAGGCAUUCAAGGGGUAUGAGAAUACUUCUGAGAACUGGGUAUUAAGCAUAACAGCCUUAUCCGGGGCAUUCAAUGGGACUACAAGAAUUUAUUUAGACGGAAUGCUGCCAGAAGAUGGGAGAACGAUAAAACCAUUAAGUCUAGCGCAGCUGGUCCGCUUAGCAAUUAUAAUUUAUGAUUGGUUGGAUAUCCGCUGGCUAAAGGCAUACUACAGUUUGGGUUUCGAACACUUUAACAUGUCAUGGAAAAAAGUGGGUCUUAGGGGUCUUGUUGACUGCCUCUUGGGGAAUGCAGGGCCGAUUGCUACUGGAGACUGGAUCUUUCCUGAUCUUACAAUUCAAGGGUCAAUAAGUCUGAACUGCCAUCUACAAACCUUCCCCAACACAUUCUAUUUCAGCUACGCUACCAAAUGUACAAGGAAGAUCCUGGGUGUCACACUUCCUUCUGGCAUUCUUUGUGUACACCCCAUGCUUUUUAUACGAGUAUUACAGAUCAGCCAGUGGCGUCAUCCUCCGGAUGUUUCUCCCCCUUUUAAAGGCUACAGGGACGAAGAUUGGCGGGACAAUGAUGGAGCUAUCAACACAAUAUCCAUGACUUACCCUCAGCUCCCAAUUGAACACCCAAGCCGUUUUGUUGUGAAUGAUUACGACUGCCAACCCUUGCAGCCGGGGAUAUGGUAUUACAAGAUUAUAGAGGCAGAUCACAUGUUGUUCAUUCUGAAUAGGGAAAGAGCAGGCGUUCAAUUUGAUCUGAUGUAUGACAGCAUUUUUGAGCGUUGCAGAAAACAUAUUGUUAGGGAGACUUUACAAACCAUACGCAAUCAAACUCCGUAAUAGUUUAGCACCUGUUAUUCUCACACACCUGCUGCAAGUCUACUACUGAUUUGUAGCAGCUCUCAUUAUGUUUCACCCCACAAUUUCUCUUCUCGUCUAUUUCAUUUUUCACUCCUUUUUACCCUCUUUUGACCUCCUAUAAAUGUAAUAUUUCACUUUCAUUUCUAUUUUUCCUAGUACUAAUUCACUAGGUUGUUGUUAUGUGAGGGACAUAACAAGCAUUGUCUUUAUAUCAAUGCUUUAUCUCACUAAAUUUACAUGCAUUUUGGUAGUGACAUUUUCAUAUCAUGUUUUUACGUGUUUUGCUUCCUUUCUGUUCAACCAAACUCUUUAAAAUAAAUUAUAUAAAAUCACGCGGAUUGAAAGUAACUCU
Messenger RNA from Durio zibethinus, 2590 nucleotides. RefSeq lists its product as uncharacterized. NCBI's taxonomy places the organism in Eukaryota, Viridiplantae, Streptophyta, Magnoliopsida, Malvales, Malvaceae. The record is from RefSeq and is a predicted model, not a curated record.